Molecule: messenger RNA, 906 nt
Organism: Guillardia theta CCMP2712
Lineage: Eukaryota; Cryptophyceae; Pyrenomonadales; Geminigeraceae
Exons: 4
Coding region: 1-906 (301 amino acids)
Biological process (GO): cellular response to hypoxia
Molecular function (GO): ferrous iron binding; peptidyl-proline dioxygenase activity; L-ascorbic acid binding
Source: RefSeq, a predicted model, not a curated record
AUGAAGGGAGUGGAGGAGGAGAAGGUUGGGGAGAUGAGGGAGAGAGGGUUCUGCGUGAUCGACGAGUUCAUGGGGAGGGAGAGGGCGAGGAGGAUGAGAGACGAGAUCAGCAUGCUCAAGGAGAUGGGCAAGCUCACCCCCAACAAGGUUCAGUUCUCCCUCAACGGACGCAUCGAGCACUUCACGAAGCCCAACAUCUACGAGGCCGACAUGCACGACCCCAGCAUCCGCGAGCAUGUCACGGAGCUCACGGAGCUCUUCUUCUCCGACGAGAUGGUUCAGCUCCUGCAGGAAACGUUUCCCGAGCUCCACCUCAAGCUCGGCACCAGGGCCAGGACCCUCAAGUUGCAGAUGAAUGCAGGGCAGGGAGGAUGUUUCCCGCUGCACUACGACAACCCCGGCAGGCCGAACAUGAGGAAAGUGACGUGCCUCCUGUACCUCAACGAGGGAUGGAAGGAGGGAGACGGGGGCGAGCUGGAGCUGGUCCCGUUCCUGGGGAAGCCUGUGGUGAUUGAGCCGAUCAUGGACAGGAUGGUGUUGUUCAGGAGCGACCUGCUGCUGCAUCGAGUGCUGCCCAACAAGGAAGCGAGGUACUGCCUGACGAUAUGGAUCGAUGCGGAGGAGGGGCACGUGAACCGGGACGAAGACGUCAUGCUCAAGAUCAGCAGGAAGGAGGAGAGCAUCGAGAGCGUCGUAGAGCAGCUGAGGAGAUCACCGUCCCAACGGGCCCUCAGCCGAGCGAUCUAUGACCAGGAGUACAAGCAGUCCAUCCUUGACUGCAUGCAGACGUCUGAAGAGGUGAAGCCGAUGAUCGCCGCACAUGAGCUGCACGUGGCCGCCACCCACGCUAACGCGACGCUGAGCAGCCUCGUCCGACUGCUCGCGUCCUUGCGGGAAGACGUCUAG